UUCAGUUAGUGUCGGCUAACCGAAGCAAACACCAUAGGAGAUUCCUGCCUGACCUCAUCUGUCAGCCCGUCCAUCACCGCAGCAAACGAGAAGCGUCUCAGAGCCGAAAAUUUACGUACCGUAUUUGCUACUUUGUGUAACAACUAGUCACGUGAAGCUGUGUCACGUGACCCCAACCGCCAGCCCACCGGACACAACAGACAAGUUUAGGACGACUAUCGGGGACGCGAUGAGCUAUCUAGUGACCUUCUUCAUCCCCUUGUUAUUCAGCUCUGUGGUCUGGAGUGGAUAUCUGGAAUUUAACCAAGAUGUCCUGAUACCACAUGACUGGACUCAUGUGGGCCGGGUUGAGCCCACAGAGAAGCUGGAGCUGACCUUUGCCCUGAAGCAGCAAAAUGUUGACGUGCUGGAGGAAACGCUCAGGCUCGUGUCGGACCCUGACUCGGCACAAUAUGGUAAACAUCUCACACUGGAGGAAGUUUCCUCCCUCGUGCAGCCAUCCGAACUGACCCAGAAGAUGGUGCGUCACUGGCUGCAGAGUCAUGGGAUUACAAACUGCCUGACUGUUCGCACUCAGGACUUCUUACAGUGCACCAUGACUGCAGAGGUUGCAGAGAUGCUGCUUCCAGGCAGCAAGUUCCACCGUUACAUCAGAGACAACCAAUCUGUAGUGAGGUCUUCAGCUCCAUAUGCUGUUCCCGAUGAUGUUCAGCAGCACCUGGACUUUGUUGGUGGGCUUCAUCGCCUCCCUCCUAAAGGGCAGCAGGACCUCACCAAGACGCCUUUCAAUAUGAAGCAAAAGCGCCCUAAGGCAGGUGCACACCUGGGAGUGACUCCUGCCAUCUUGAGGACCCGCUAUAACCUGACAGCAGCUGAUGUGGGAAGAGCUCAUAACAACAGCCAGGCGGUGGCUCAGUUCUUGGAGCAGUUCUACAGCCCUACAGACCUGGCUGAGUUCAUGAGCAUGUUUGGCCAUAGCUUCCAGCAUCUCUCUCAGGUGGACCGAGUUGUGGGCACUCAGGGAAAAGGAAAGGCUGGUAUUGAGGCCAGUCUGGAUAUAGAGUACAUCAUGAGCACAGGGGCAAACAUCUCGUCAUGGCUCUUCACCAAUCCAGGUCGUCACGAGUCCCAGGAGCCUUUCCUCCAGUGGAUGGUUUUGCUCAGCAACAUGUCUGACCUGCCCUGGGUUCACACCAUCAGCUACGGAGACGAUGAAGACAGCCUGUCCACUGCCUACAUGAUGCGUAUCAACACAGAGUUUAUGAAGGCUGGCGUCAGGGGAAUCUCUUUGCUCUUUGCUUCUGGUGACAGUGGCGCAGGUUGCAGGCAGUUGAGUAAAGCACAAAACACCUUCAGGCCAAGUUUUCCUGCCUCAAGCCCAUAUGUGACUACAGUAGGAGGAACCUCAUUCAAGAACCCAUUUAAGGUAACCUAUGAGGUUACAGAUUACAUCAGUGGAGGAGGCUUCAGCAAUGUCUUCAAGAUGCCUGACUACCAGGCCAGUGCAGUGGCUGCAUAUAUGAAGAUGGUGGGAGCAAAACUCCCUCCUCAGUCAUAUUACAACACCAGCGGCAGGGCCUAUCCCGACAUGGCUGCCCUGUCCGAUAAUUACUGGGUGGUCGUCAACAGAGUACCCGUCCCCUGGGUGUCAGGGACCUCGGCGUCAACCCCCGUGGUGGGAGGCAUGCUGUCUCUCGUCAAUGACCAGCGGCUGCUAAAGGGCCUCCCUCCCCUGGGCUUCCUCAACCCUCGCCUCUACAAGCUCAAAGGAGAGGCCCUAUUCGAUGUGACUGAAGGCUGUCACCUGGGCUGUCUGGAUGAACAGGUUCAGGGUAAAGGUUUCUGUGCUGCUCCAUUGUGGGACCCUGUAACAGGCUGGGGGACACCAAACUAUCCGGCACUGCUGGCUGCCUUGCUAGCUGAGUGACAAGCUGUAGCACUAUUAAACAAUCAGGGCAGCGCUAGCUCUGAGAGCAGGUACUGUACAGAUCUAAACCCUUGACCAGGUGCCUGAUACCAAAGGCCUGACAGUGAAAUGGAGGGAAAACAAUACCUAAGAUUUAAGCCUCUUUGUUUUAUUCUGAUCAUUUGAGUUUGAAACACUGCAUUAAUCAGUCUUUAGGAAUGUUUUCAUUUGUCAUCAGGUGGUUGACUCCUUUUAAUCAGAAUAUUUUUUUUUAAAUCAGGGAUUUUUAUUGUUACGCUGCCACUGCCCGUUUCUGCUUUUCACCGAAUCUUAACUGGCCCACAUUUCUCUGUGAAUCUCUUGCGUAGGCUUACAGGUAGACUCAUUAAACGAACAAACACUAUGAGGCUUAAGAUUAACUAUCUUAAAACUUGAUUUUACUUCGGUUUGUUGCUGUUUGAUUUUGACUACGAACUGACUAAAUGCACUAUAACAUGUCGGUUAAAAGUGAUUCAGCAAUUCCACCCACCAGCAUUGUUGCACUUUUUUUUUAUCUUUUAACCGUGUAAAGCUUCAUAUCAGAUGUGUGAAAUGCAACACUGCCUGUGCUGUUGAAUUUAUUAAAGAUGGACCUUUACGUGGAACUGCCUGUUGACUGUUCAGGAUUAGCCUGAGUCAACAGUGUGAAAUGUGUUUUUAGAAAUACCAGUACCAGAUGUUAGAUGAACAGUUGUGCAACAGGAAAAGGGAUGCUUUUUUUUUUUAAGCAAAACUGCCAAACAUGUUCUACUUCCUUCUACAUAAUUGUGAGGUUUUUUUUGAUUGUUUUUAGAUUUGAGUACAUCUUAAUGGUGUUUUGUUGAACAAAACAAACAUUUUAAUUGUAUCAUGUUUUUUUUUUUCUCACUACUGACUUUUUAUAGAACAAAUUGAGAACACAAUCGCAGCCUACUAAAAACCAGCCAAGACUGCAGUUGGCAAAACAAAUGUCUUGAAACAAUACUAAAUGAAACCUUUGAAUUUACAGUGCAAA
Molecule: messenger RNA, 2939 nt
Organism: Scatophagus argus
Lineage: Eukaryota; Metazoa; Chordata; Actinopteri; Scatophagidae
Gene: tpp1
Product: tripeptidyl peptidase I
Exons: 13
Coding region: 230-1927 (565 amino acids)
Biological process (GO): proteolysis; central nervous system development
Molecular function (GO): tripeptidyl-peptidase activity; serine-type endopeptidase activity
Source: RefSeq, a predicted model, not a curated record